This is a messenger RNA of Dermacentor silvarum, 1418 nucleotides long. RefSeq names its product nose resistant to fluoxetine protein 6-like. NCBI's taxonomy places the organism in Eukaryota, Metazoa, Arthropoda, Arachnida, Ixodida, Ixodidae. The coding region runs from base 118 to 1077 and encodes 319 amino acids. The record is from RefSeq and is a predicted model, not a curated record. Gene Ontology annotation, molecular function: acyltransferase activity, transferring groups other than amino-acyl groups. The transcript has 8 exons.
AGUGGAUUUUUUCUCUGCUUCACUGUUAGCAGGCAAAAAAGAAACGGGCCCAUUGUCUUUAUUGUCGAUGUCAUCAAAAGGUUAAUAAGAAUUUGCUUUCCACUUUUCUUCGUCAUCAUGUGCUUCUAUCUGCUUCCACGUGUCGUCAACGGACCAGACGCCAGAGCAGGCUUCCAGAAGAUGUUCGACGAAAUCACCAAUCACUGGUGGCAGUUACUUCUCCAAAUAAGAAACUUUUAUGAAACUACUGUUUCGGACGUGCUCCUCCACACGUGGUACUUGUCGGCGGAUUUCCAGCUCUAUCUGGUCUCUCUUCUGACGCUCUUGAUACUAAAAGGUCACAAGACGGCGCUGGUGGCAGCGUUCACCGUGUUCUCCCUCAUUGGCUGUGCUUUCGGAAUGUGGGUCCUGGUGAGCCGGGAUCUGCUGCCGUUUCAGAUCUUCCCGGGCCCUGAUAUGCCUUUGCUGACGAGAACACUGAGCGAGUUCUACGUCCGGCCAUACUACCACGCAGUGUGCUACUUUAGCGGCUGUAUGACGUUUCUAUUGAUGGGUGACUUCAGAAAGAGAAAAAUUACUAAGGGUACGCAACUGGCAGGCUGGUGCGUGUCCGUGAGCUGCGGCUUAAUCUCGGUGUUCGCGAAGCUAGCGUGGUAUAGGAGCCCCAAUCCCACAUCCGAGGCCGUCACGCUCCUCGCCGCGUUCUUCGACCGUAUCCUCUGGUCCGUGUUCAUUGUCUGGAUCACACUGGCCUGUGCUUCAGGUCGAGGCGGCUUCGUCGCCAGGUUCCUGUCCUGGAACGCCUUCGUGCCCUUGAGCAAGCUUUCCUUCGGCGUCUACCUCAUACACCUGCCCUUUAUCCAGCUCAUGCUGCAUGCGUCCAGGGAAAGAGUAUUGUGGUCCAAGUUUAACUUGGUUACACUGUGGCUUUCUGUGGUAGUUUGGAGCUUCCUGCUGUCUUAUCUGACAUUCCUCGCUUGCGAAGCGCCGACUGCAAAGCUGAAUAGCCUCAUCUUCGGCAGAAUGGUCGGAAGAGGAGAUCCUCGCAAACAGAAACAACCAGAGCAGUCUGCCUGAGGAGUUGGUACUCCACGAUAAUAACUGAAAGUAUAAUGUGAAGCUGACACUCUCCCCGUGUGAAAACCACUGUCGGAAUGGCCCUCAAUCACCUGAGCUCUGCAAUAACUUCUCCUGGGCCGUGGUCAGGCGGGGGACGUAAAUCUCCAAAAACAAUUUUUGAGAAAUAAUUUACAUUUGCAUUAGGUAGUUAUACUUUGUGUUUUUAUUCGUUCUUGAAGCAUCUUGUAUGAUACCCGUUGAGUGUCAUAUUUGCCUCCCAGAUGCACUCUCAGUGGUCGUUUCACAAGCCAUAGCAAGUAAUGGCUUACUAGUCUCUGCAGUGCUUCGCAUCAACUUAU